Hevea brasiliensis (rubber tree) is the source of this 1194-nucleotide messenger RNA. Its product is annotated as disease resistance protein RML1A-like. Bases 1 to 1194 code for a protein of 397 amino acids. The record is from RefSeq and is a predicted model, not a curated record. The transcript has a single exon. NCBI's taxonomy places the organism in Eukaryota, Viridiplantae, Streptophyta, Magnoliopsida, Malpighiales, Euphorbiaceae.
AUGGACCUCAACUACUCUCAUGACCUGAUCAGGAUUCUGAACCUGUCUAGUAUUGCCCCAAAUCUCGAGUUUUUAUAUUUGAAAGAUUGUUUGAGUUUGGUUGAAAUUCCCUCUCUUCAAAAUCUGAGCAAGCUUACUGAACUUGAUCUAACUGGACCCAAUAAAAUCAAAGAUUGUCCAGAGAUUCCGUGUAAUAUAAGGAUUCUAAAAUUAGACGGAACUGGAAUAGAACAACUGCCCUCAUCAAUUAAGCAUCUGUCUCAACUUGUCAUAUUGUCCUUGGAUCGGUGUACAGCACUCGAGAGUCUUCCAAGCAGCAUUGGCAAUUUGAAACGUCUUGAAGAACUUUAUCUAUCUGAAUGUUCAAGACUCGUGACUAUUCCAAGCAGCAUAGGCGAGUUGAAAUGUCUUUCGAAGUUGAAACUGCUUGAUUUAGAAAGUUGCGAGAGACUUAAAAGUUUACCAGGGCUUCCAUCAUGCUUAGAAUUAUUACAUGCAAUUAAUUGCCACUCUCUAGAAUCUGCAUCAAUUUCUUUCAAUUUCUUAGAACAUGAAGAUGAAAAUGAAGAAGCAUAUAAAAGUGAAUCUGAAGAUUGCAAAUUUCUUGAUUUUUGUAAUUGCGUCAAAUUGAAUAAGAAAGUAAUGGAGGAUGUUUUUGAAGCGCACAAGUUGGGUCAGAAAGUUACAUUAUUGAUGGCAGGAGGUGAAGUGCCAGAAAGGAUGAGGUAUAAGAAUAAAGGAUCCUCGCUUUCCUUCAAACUUGACCUUCGUCACGUAAUUGCCUUCUCUUUCUGCGUUGUUCUUCGUCCCUAUGGUGAAGUUGAUUUUCCUGGAUUUGAAGUGGAUUUCACAUGUGAAUCUGGAAAUAGGCGGGAACGUAAUGCGUUCAACUUAUUUAGCGAUAAGGACGUUGCGAAUUGGAAUGGUUAUUAUGGAGGUCCGUAUCCGUAUCUUUCGGACUUAUCACACGUGUUGCUUUCAUUCAAUGGAUUGAGGACACGUUUUGAUGAAGAGUGUUUCGUUGAGGCCUCAUUUUGCUUCAACACUGACUAUUACAUGGAUCGGCCGGAAAUUAUGGAGUGUGGGGUCCAUCCUAUAUAUAGUAGAGAUAAAAGAAUAAAUAAUGAGGAGGAGGCUUCUUCUUCUUCUUCACUCGAUCUAAAUCUCUCUCUAUGUCUUCCUGCUUCCUCUUAA